AGAAACACCAGCUUUCUUCUGUGGAGGGUGCACAGCCAUAGUCUUGAUUUCCUGGAUCUGGUAACAUGGCAAAAGAUGCCGGUCUAAUUGAAGCCAACGGAGAACUCAAAGUCUUCAUAGACCAGAACUUGAGUCCUGGGAAAGGUGUGGUGUCCCUGGUGGCUGUCCACCCAACCACGGUGAACACACUCGGGAAGCAGCUCCUGCCCAAAACCUUCGGACAGUCCAAUGUCAACAUCACGCAGCAAGUGGUGAUCGGCACACCCCAGCGGCCAGCAGCAUCCAGCACGAUCGUGGUUGGAAGCCCACACACCCCGAGCACGCACUUUGUGUCCCAGAGCCAGCCCUCUGAGUCCUCACCGUGGUCUGCCGGGAAGCGAAACAGGAAGGGCGAGAAGCACGGCAAGGGCCUGCGGCACUUCUCCAUGAAGGUGUGUGAGAAGGUGCAGCGGAAGGGCACCACCUCCUACAACGAGGUGGCCGAUGAGCUGGUCGCAGAGUUCAGUGCUGCCGACAACCACAUCCUGCCAAACGAGUCUGCGUAUGACCAGAAGAACAUACGGCGGCGUGUCUAUGAUGCCUUAAACGUGCUGAUGGCCAUGAACAUCAUCUCCAAGGAGAAGAAGGAGAUCAAGUGGAUCGGCCUGCCCACGAACUCGGCUCAGGAAUGCCAGAACCUCGAGGUGGAGAGGCAGCGGCGGCUGGAAAGGAUCAAGCAGAAGCAGGCCCAGCUCCAGGAGCUCAUCCUGCAGCAAAUCGCCUUCAAGAACUUGGUGCAGAGAAACAGGCAGGCAGAACAGCAGGCCCGGCGGCCACCCCCACCCAACUCCGUCAUCCACCUGCCCUUCAUCAUCGUCAACACCAGCAGGAAGACCGUCAUUGACUGCAGUAUCUCCAAUGACAAAUUUGAGUACCUGUUUAACUUCGACAACACAUUCGAGAUCCAUGAUGACAUUGAGGUGCUGAAGCGGAUGGGCAUGGCCUGCGGCCUGGAGUCCGGCAGCUGCUCUGCUGAGGACCUCAAGAUGGCACGAAGCCUGGUGCCCAAAGCUCUGGAGCCGUACGUGACAGAAAUGGCCCAGGGGUCCAUCGGCAGCGUAUUCCUCACAACAGCAAGCUCAGCGUCCAAUGGCACGAGGCUGUCCGCCAGUGACCUGAGCAACGGAGCGGAGGGGACCCUGGCCACCAGCUCCAAUGGGUCUCAGUACAGUGGCUCUCGGGUGGAGACGCCCGUGUCCUACGUCGGGGAGGACGAUGAGGACGAGGACGACUUCAACGAGAACGACGAGGAUGACUGACGCCUGCGCACCCCCGUCAGCUUCAGGAAUCAUCGUUAGAAAAGAGAAACUUUUCUUAGCGUGGGUUUUUCUCCCUUUCUGGCCUUCCCUGGGAAGGCGCGGUAAGCUGUGGGUUUAGAUGCGCACCUCCGAUAAGCAAGGACUGUUCCGCACACUGUGGAGACGUGUGUGCGCGUGCGUGUCUGGUGCCAGUGUGCUGAUGCAGAGCCUCUAUUUACCUUCGUGUUCUAUUUUUUUCUUUAGUUCAGAGUUUGUUUCUGUCUCAGCAGUGCUUGCUGGAUUUCUGCGGGUGACGUCCUACCCGCGGUGGCCCAAUCUGGGUGCAGUUUGCCGUGUGCUCAGAGGCGCCACCUGCUGGCGGAGAGCGGAGCUCCAGCAUGAGUCUUCCCCGACAAAUCAAACAGGACCCAGAGAGCCAAGCGGAUAACAAAGCUCUGUUUUUAAAAGUAGUUGAGCGCCAUAAAUUUUAUUAUGAUCUUGCUUUUCCUUAAAUUAUGUCGAUGUUGCAAACCCGUCAGACCUGCACACUUUUUCUGUUGCACCAGCUAAUUGUGACAUGCUUGUUUUCCUUUGGUAGAAGGUUACUGCCUCGUGGGAGCAGCCCUGGGAUGUGUGGAAGGGUUAUUGCUUAUGAUAAAAUUUGCCUGAUUUCUUACAGGCCGCGUUUGGAAACUUUUUAUUAUAUAGUUGUUUACAUACUUAUAAGUCUAUCAUUUAAAGACAUGUACCGAAACAAAUGUUGUAUUUGUUUCCUAAGCAUCUUCAUGUAAUCUAUUAUAAAGUUGAAAUUAAACAUAGAGAGUGUUUUAACAGUUUUUUAACUCAAAAUUUGUCAAUCAUUUUUAAUAGUUCUUUUUUUAUAAAAAGAAAGGAAUUUAAGGACAGGCAGUUGUCUCUUUUAAAAUUUACUCACAAAAACCGUUAACUGCACAGUUGCUAUUAGCUGCCUGUUCUGAAACAAUAGUCUUUUUAUUGAAACACAAAUAAACUUUUCUGUAAUAUUUUAUGGAAUAUAAAGAGACUUUAAUUGUUUGACUUUAACUUGGCACUGUUAGUUUUUAUUAAUAAAAGGCGCAUGGGCAUUUUAAACAAGCUCU
This is a messenger RNA of Fukomys damarensis (Damara mole-rat), 2395 nucleotides long. RefSeq names its product transcription factor Dp-1 (gene Tfdp1). Gene Ontology annotation, molecular function: RNA polymerase II transcription regulatory region sequence-specific DNA binding; DNA-binding transcription factor activity, RNA polymerase II-specific. Gene Ontology annotation, biological process: regulation of transcription by RNA polymerase II; regulation of cell cycle. The record is from RefSeq and is a predicted model, not a curated record. Lineage: Eukaryota; Metazoa; Chordata; Mammalia; Rodentia; Bathyergidae. Bases 66 to 1298 code for a protein of 410 amino acids. Gene Ontology annotation, cellular component: transcription regulator complex; nucleus. The transcript is spliced from 11 exons.